Messenger RNA from Aureobasidium subglaciale EXF-2481, 1479 nucleotides. RefSeq lists its product as uncharacterized. Gene Ontology annotation, cellular component: fungal-type vacuole membrane. The coding region runs from base 1 to 1479 and encodes 492 amino acids. The record is from RefSeq and is a predicted model, not a curated record. The transcript has 3 exons. Gene Ontology annotation, biological process: transmembrane transport. Lineage: Eukaryota; Fungi; Ascomycota; Dothideomycetes; Dothideales; Saccotheciaceae. Gene Ontology annotation, molecular function: transmembrane transporter activity.
AUGCAUCAAAACCACACACGACACACGGAUUCUACGCGAGCGACGAACGAGGAAUACGAUGACUCGUCUGUUUCAUCAGCUACAGAUGCCGAGAAAGAGAUUAUCGCGGCCAACGCGCUGAAUGAAGGAGCCACACAACCAUACGAGGAACCACCCAUUACCGAGGCACAGCAACAAGAGCAAGGACAAUAUGCAGAUGGAAGGGAUGGAGCUGGUCUUGAGAAACAAGUCACGAGGAGAUCUAUACGAUCGGGCAAAGCGGUGUCGGUGAAUAAUAUUGCUGCCAUACCCAAUGGUGGCACGACGGCUUGGUUGCAGGUUCUUGGAGCCUUCUUCCUGUUCUUCAACUCAUGGGGCAUUAUCAACACUUUUGGUGCAUACCAGACAUAUUACCAGUCUGGCAUUCUUUCAUCAUCCUCACCCUCGGACAUUUCCUGGAUUGGAUCAGUGCAAGCCUUCUUGCUCAUGCUGAUCGGAGCAUUGACAGGACCUAUCUAUGAUGCUGGAUACUUCAGAGCUUUGCUGAGUGUCGGCUCUUUCGCCGUCGUGUUUGGCUUCAUGAUGCUAUCGCUUGCUAGGACAUACUGGCAGGUCAUUCUUGCCCAAGGUAUUUGCGUUGGUCUUGGUGCCGGAUGCUUGUUCGUGCCCUCAGUCGCUAUCCUCAGUACAUACUUCAGCACCAAGAUUGCCACUGCCAUGGGUGUCGCUGCCGCUGGCAGUAGUUUGGGCGGAGUCAUCUACCCUAUCGUCUUCUACCGUCUCGAACCGCGUAUUGGGUUUCCCUGGGCUACUCGUGUCAUUGGCUUUAUCGCCUUCGCGACCCUGAUCGUUGCCAACUCGGUCAUGAAAGUGCGUGUUCUUCCGGCUGCUCGCCGAGCCGUCUUCGAUCUGAAAGCCUUCACCGAGCUACCGUACCUGUUCUUCGUCCUGGGCGGCUUCCUGACUUUCAUGGGCUUGUACGCGCCUUUCUUCUACAUUGAGAGCUACGGCAUCACGUACAACAUCACUUCUGAGAGUCUGGGCUUCUACACGUUGUCAAUCAUCAACUCGGCAUCAGUAUUCGGUCGCAUUGUGCCAAACUUGAUUGCGGAUCGUACUGGACCUAUGAAUAUGAUUGUGCCUUGCUGCAUCAUCUCAGGAGUCAUCGCUCUGUGCCUCAUCCCUGUACGCAGUGAGGCCGGUCUCAUCGUGGAGUGUCUACUCUACGGCUUCUUCUCUGGAGCGUUGGUGUCACUGCCUCCUACUGUAUUCGUCUCGCUCUCGCCUAACCGAGGACUCAUCGGCACACGCAUGGGACAGGGGUUCAGCAUCAUCUCUAUCGGAUUACUGCUGGGCACACCAAUUUGUGGAUGGAUCUUGGACGGCAGUGGAUUUACUUAUGUCUGGGUGUUUGCCGGAGUCUUGGUUCUCGGAGGUGGAAGUCUUAUGGCCUUGAGUAGAGUACUCAAGGCAGGACCAAAGCUUGUGCAGAGAGUGUAG